AUGUCUGACGACAACCUCACGACAACAGACGAAGGAGACGUCGGUUUCCCGCCAUUCCUUAUCCUCUUCAUUGUGUUACAACAAGUAGUGUUCAGCCUUUCCUGUUUUGGCAACAUCGUCGUCAUCUUCAUUUUCACUCGUUACCUCCAUCUUCGAUCCUUUAAAAACCGUUUCGUCGUGGGGCUCGCCGCCGCCGAUUUUUGCACGGGUGUUUCGGUCGGUUCCCAAAUUAUUUAUUUCCUUUUCCCGGAAUUGAACGCCGUCAGGGUGGCAUGCUUUACUCGGUAUCAAAUCGUUGCAUUUCUGACGAUGACGUCACAACUAACAGCGUCAUUUACAACGUUUGACAGAUACAUUGCAAUAUGUCAUCCUCACAGUUAUAGUAAAGUGGUAACCAACGUUACUGCGAACAUCCUGGUUACACUACCAUGGGUGUAUGCCCUGGUUCUAACGUCACUGUCCUUCCUAGGACUAAAGUCAUGGUCAGAUGAUUCCAUGUAUUGUCUCUAUCACCUCAUCUUCGAACAGGGCGUUUACUUAGCAUCGGCGUUGACCACCGUCUGCUUCAGUGUCGCCUCUUUGAUCAUGUACAUUCGAAUUUUACAGGUAGCAUGGAAAUACUACAACAGAAUACGCCCUUCAAAUGAAACCGGUCCAAAUCCCCAAGUCCGUAAGAAAUCAACGGAGCGUAAUGUUCGAAGUGCAAAGGUCAUGGGGAUCGUAACGGCGGCGUUUACGAUUUGCUGGACGCCUUUUACGGCAUUUCAAUUUCGGUAUGGAGUAGGGUCUGUUGACUUGACCAUGGACGACAUCAAUGUUUCUAACUGGCUUGUUUUCCUUGGAAUGACCAAUAGCCUAGUGAACCCAGUGAUAUACGCCUGGCAACGAAAGGACUUCAACACAGUCUGCAAGAAACUUUGUGGUCGAAACGUCGAUUGGAGUAACGCGACGGCUGACUUCACGUCCCAUGUCUCAUCAACGUAAACCAUGUUUGUAUGGAACAUCCUAUAUUCCAAACGGGUUUAUAUAAGUGAUUCAUAUAAAAGUC
Molecule: messenger RNA, 1048 nt
Organism: Mizuhopecten yessoensis (Yesso scallop)
Lineage: Eukaryota; Metazoa; Mollusca; Bivalvia; Pectinida; Pectinidae
Product: adenosine receptor A2b-like
Exons: 1
Coding region: 1-984 (327 amino acids)
Biological process (GO): G protein-coupled receptor signaling pathway
Cellular component (GO): membrane
Molecular function (GO): G protein-coupled receptor activity
Source: RefSeq, a predicted model, not a curated record